CCUGCGCUCUUGAUGGUCUACGCGACGUACCUAAAAUCAUUUUGUGGAAAAUUUGAAGUUUGUUGUUAUUUGUGACAACUUAUAAUUCAUAAUUAUUUAUGAAAGCUCCGUGCUAAUUACCAUUCCAGGCGCGGGGCAAGAUUUCACUGUGGUGGUUAGCCUGGAUGCGUUCCGACACUAUACUUCGAGCGGUGUACGGUAGCCAUCUUGGAAUCGAACAAAGCUUCAGAUGUGUAGUUUGUCUGUUUAUCAAUAAUUUUUGUGCAUUUUCUUGUAAAUAGUUUGUAUGUUUAGGAUAUGUACGGAACGUUCGUCCAUAUGUGUAAAUAGCUAUGGCUGCGACAAGGAAAUUACAAGGUGAAAUAGACAGGUGUUUAAAAAAGGUAACAGAGGGAGUCGAGACAUUUGAUGACAUCUGGCAGAAGGUUCACAAUGCGACGAACAGUAACCAAAAGGAGAAGUAUGAAGCAGACCUCAAGAAGGAGAUCAAGAAGCUUCAGAGGCUACGGGAUCAGAUCAAGUCGUGGAUCGCCUCCGGGGAGAUUAAGGAUAAGAGUACACUUUUAGAAUAUAGGAAACUAAUAGAAACACAAAUGGAAAGGUUUAAAGUAGUGGAGCGGGAGACGAAAACGAAGGCGUAUUCCAAGGAAGGGCUGGGCGCGGCGCAGAAGCUGGACCCUGCGCAGAAGGAGCGGGAGGAAAUGUCCUCGUGGCUCGUCUCCUCCAUCGACGCACUUAAUUUACAAGUUGAUCAAUUUGAGUCUGAAAUAGAGUCACUGCUAGUGGGUAAGAAGAAAAGGUUGGACAAAGAGAAACAAGAUCGGAUGGAGGAACUGAAACUGAAGCUGGAGAAGCACAGGUUCCAUAUAAAGAAGCUAGAGACACUCCUGAGAAUGCUUGACAACAUGUCUGUCGAAGUUGAACAGGUGCAUGUUGUAUUGCAGAUAAAAAGGAUAAAGGACGACGUGGAGUACUACAUCGACUCGUCACUGGAGCCGGGCUUCGAGGAGAACGAGUACAUCUACGACGACAUCCGCGGCCUCGACGACAUCGAGCUCAGCGGCGUCGGCCUGCCUUCCUCCGCCACCACCGACAGCAACAACAGCAAUGACUCCGCAGGAUCUCCCACUAGCAUGCUCUCAGGUACAAGUCCAGUAACAUCACCAACGUUAGAGGUACACAAUCACUCAACAGAUUCCAUAGACGUCGAAAAAAAGAAAAAAGAAGAGAUCAUAACCAAAGUGUGCGAUUUGUCUUUUUCGCCGACAAUACACUCAAACUUGCCGGUAAAACCGCUGCCGCUGCGCGCGGGUAACGCGGGCGCGGUCAGUAACAGCACGUGUAACGUUAGUUCCUUGCUCAAUAACUCCGCAGCAUCCACCAAUAGUAUAAGCACCAGCGCGGGCGGCGCGCCGGCCGCGUCCAGCUGCAGCACGCCCAGCAAGCCGCCGCCCGCCGACCUGCACCACGCGCGACACGCCGCCACCAACUGCGCCAACACCUCCACAGAAGUAGUGGAGAAUGGUCCGGUGUCGACGUCGGCCGCGCACCCGGCGGCCCACCUGCCGGCGGCGCCCGCGCUACCUCCGCCUACGUCAAAGAGUUCGUCAGUACCUCUACUUGGUUCGAGCGCGAGUGCGAGCGAAACGGCGCCAUCGCCUCUUACCGUCAACGGGCCUAGCCAACCGCCGCAUCAUACGCCGCAACAUGUUGCUAACAAUGGUAGAGUGAGUGAAGCGUCGAGUACAGGCGGGCGCGGUAGUAGCGCGGGCGCGGCCACCGCGUCACUGAAGAGCAUGGCGCAGGAAGCCGUGCAACGCGCCGGACUCGAUCAACAUCACCCACAGAACCUAAGACGAGGGGCACCCCUAGCGCAAGCGCACAUUCCUCCGUUACUGGGCGUGGCACCGCUAGGCCCACUACCACUCAACUCUGAACAUCAGCUACAGUUCCAAAUGUUGGAAUCAUCGUUCUACCACAUGCCGCACCCGUCCGACUCGGAAAGAACGAGGGUAUAUUUACCGAGAAAUAUAUGCCCCACGCCGAUAUACUACAACCAGGUGCUCCUCCCCCAUUCGGACUCCGUGGAGUUCUUCCAGCGACUAUCGACGGAGACAUUAUUCUUCGUGUUCUACUACAUGGAAGGCACGAAGGCACAGUACCUCGCUGCCAAGGCGCUCAAGAAGCAAAGCUGGCGGUUCCACACCAAGUACAUGAUGUGGUUCCAGAGGCACGAGGAGCCCAAGGUCAUCAAUGAGGAGUAUGAACAGGGCACAUAUAUCUAUUUUGACUAUGAGAAGUGGGGCCAGCGCAAGAAGGAGGGCUUCACGUUCGAGUAUAAGUACUUAGAGGACCGUGACUUGAACUGAGCGUGUCAGUGUCCAGCGCCGCCGCCGCCCCCGUGGAAGCAGUAUUGUCCGCCGCCGCGGCCGUCGCCGGUCCAGCGAGGCUGUGUCCGUGCACUACAGAUCUGAAUACCUGAAGCCUGAGUGUGACUCGAUGCAUGAAGUGAAUGCCGCGUGCAGUGUGUGAGAUAUGGCGUAGUGUACAGUGCACCGCAGGAGAGGCCUGUAUCCCGCAGUGGACUCGGGGCACGGACCUCGCGGCCGGGACCUGCGACUGCGCCGCGGGCGUUAACUAAACUCUACAAAAUAGUGUAUUUGAACAUAUUCUGGCAGUUUGUAACAUGGAAUAAGUUGUGAGGAUUGCAAGUCAGUUAGUAUUGAAGCCGAAGUGUUUGUAAACUGUACACAAGAACGAACAAGCGAAAGAUAACGUGAAGAUUAGUUUCAGCCAUACAAGGUUGUUAGUAGCGAAACAUGUGAUAUUGUUAUAGGCGCCCGGGACGGCCUCGACCCGCGCGAUAGUAUCGGGGCCGCUGUUCCGGCGGACCGGUCCCUGCACAAUCCCUUACGUUCGGUUCCACGGAGUAUAGAGUAGGCUUGUGUUCUUAUGUCCUUGUGCAGUGACCGGCCUGACACUGGCCACCGAUGACCGAAGUGAUGGAAAUCUCCAUAAAACGGCUAACGCACAUUAUAAUUGUAGUACUUUUAUUGGAGCAUUUUAGGAGCGUAUGGCUUUAAUAUAUAAUUUAAUGAAAUUAGCAGACGUAUUAGUACGGACUGGUGAGAUUUGUUAAAGGAAAGAAGUUCGAGGUCGCCCCGGGUCAUUUGUUUUUAAACUUGUGUAUAGACAUUGGAAUAGUUUGAAAUUAUUUUAAGUGCCGGGGCGUGCGCACCACGGCCGCUAUAUUUGUGAUCUUAAUUUUUGUAGACUGACUAGUUUUCUUAUAAUUGUGAUCAACGCUGGCCAGAGCCAGGGUUCAGUGGACGGGCAUCAAACCGUGCGCGGCCGUAGUGCGCAGCGCCCUCGAUACCUAAAUAUAACUACAAUAAGGACCUCCAGUGUGAUUUCAUUAGUUUGCUAAGUAAUACACUUUUUCACCUCUAAAAUAUGUAUAUUUUAGUUAGUGCAUUUAAAUUUGAACAAAAGUUAAAUUAUGUAAGAGCAUGCAUGUCACACUGCCAAUGUAUUAUAUUAUUGGAUAGAUAUACGGUAUAUAUAUUUAUAUAAAUUGUACUUAUUUAUUGUUUGUGAUAAAUUUACGUGAUGCACCCGCACCGCUUUGUAUCGAGGUGAAAGAGUAUAUUAUCGAAGGUAACGUGAACGCGAGCGCAAUAGUGCUACUGCCAGAUAGUAAGUCACCAACACGUCUUGUUUUCCAUUGUCCAUGAGAGCAUAGAAGUAAUUUUGUAUUCAGUGAAGUAGUCGCAUCCGCGUCGCGCAGCUCAAUAGUUCGCGUCCCGGCGCCGCGUCGGUGCCGCGCCGGCAUCGUGUCGGUGCCGCGUCGGCGCCGCGCGGGGCCGGGACGCCGCGGCCGGUGGCUAGGGAAGCGGUGGGUGAGCGGUAACUGCGCGCGAUCUCGUUUAUUACGUGCGUAAUGUUGAUAGUUUUCACUUUUGUAAAAAGUCUAUCGUGAGAGCAGAUGAGAUGUGGUAAAUAAUUUAAAAAAUUAUCUGUACAGUUCUAUUUGUAUAGAAAUAAUAAAUAACGAUUAAAAAAAUUAAAAACAACGUUGUGAUUUCUUCCUAAACGCUUAGUUUUAAGUGCGUCGGUUUUUACAAGUGCGCGCGCGCCGAGUUUAAGGGCGUGACGCGAUUUUCGCAUUUCUUUUUUUUAAUUUAUUUUUUUAUAGAAAGAAAUGACUGUUUACUUUUAGAAUAAACUGUAAGAAAGCAUUGAA
Spodoptera litura is the source of this 4243-nucleotide messenger RNA. RefSeq names its product CCR4-associated factor Not3 (gene Not3). Gene Ontology annotation, cellular component: CCR4-NOT core complex; nucleus. NCBI's taxonomy places the organism in Eukaryota, Metazoa, Arthropoda, Insecta, Lepidoptera, Noctuidae. Gene Ontology annotation, biological process: regulation of DNA-templated transcription. The record is from RefSeq and is a predicted model, not a curated record.